Messenger RNA from Poeciliopsis prolifica (blackstripe livebearer), 4408 nucleotides. It is a transcript of the gene ahcyl1, whose product is annotated as adenosylhomocysteinase-like 1. Lineage: Eukaryota; Metazoa; Chordata; Actinopteri; Cyprinodontiformes; Poeciliidae. The transcript is spliced from 17 exons. The record is from RefSeq and is a predicted model, not a curated record. Bases 462 to 2129 code for a protein of 555 amino acids. Gene Ontology annotation, biological process: L-methionine cycle. Gene Ontology annotation, cellular component: cytosol.
UUUACGGACUGAGGUCUACUUUAUGCAAACUGACGACGAGCUAGACAAGUAGGACGCAGAUAUUAUGAAAACUCUUCAGGAAUAGAAUUUCCCGUCUUUCUGUUCUGAACCCUGUCCUCCGGUUGGAGCGCUGUGUGGACGCUCACCGCCUGAACACAGCCUACUUCCCUCAGGUGACAGGCUGAGCCUGCCGCCCCCUCCCAUCAGAGAUGCUUCUGUCUGAGGUUGACAGCGCGACGCAGGACCAGCAACUGCCUCCGCAGCGCUCGUAGGGAAUGAAAGAAGCCAGAAAACUUGACCCAGGCGUCCAAUUCUUACUUCUAUAGAUUGCAGGACCUGCUCGGUCAUUUUUAAACCACACACCAAAGAAGCAAAGAAGGCGACGGACGGAGCUAACGUUAGUUUAAACUCCCCAGACAACCGGCUUCAUCUCCUCCUUCUUUUAGUGUCACUCUGAUGCGAUGACAGACUCGGCAGUGGACAGCAAAACGGAGGUCAAGCAGGCCACCAAAUAUGUCAAAGAGACCGAAAACGUCGCGGAAAAAUACUCCGCAUUGACCGUCAGCAAGAACAGCAGCGACGUGAACAUGAACGUCGGAGAGAUGCCCUCCGCCGCGUUCACCGCGGUCCCGACUCUGAAGUCGGUGAAGAAGAUCCAGUUUGCGAAUGCAGAGGACAAGCAGGAGUUCAGCAAGUUUCCGACCAAGGCGGGUCGCCGCUCGCUCUCACGCUCCAUCUCACAGUCCUCCACAGACAGCUACAGCUCAGCUGCUUCCUACACUGACAGCUCAGAUGAUGAAACCUCCCCCCGGGACAAAGCCCAGGUCAACAGCCACGGCAGCACCAACUUCUGUGUGAAGAACAUCAAACAGGCCGAAUUCGGACGGCGGGAAAUUGAAAUAGCAGAGCAAGACAUGUCUGCCCUGAUCUCCCUGAGGAAGAGAGCCCAGGGGGAGAAGCCCCUGGCCGGGGCGAAGAUAGUGGGCUGCACCCAUAUCACAGCUCAGACAGCCGUCCUGAUUGAAACUCUGGUGGCCCUCGGGGCCCAGUGCCGCUGGACUGCCUGUAACAUCUACUCCACUCAAAACGAGGUGGCCGCUGCUCUCGCUGAAACUGGUGUACCGGUGUUUGCAUGGAAAGGUGAAUCAGAGGACGACUUCUGGUGGUGCAUCGAUCGCUGUGUCAACAGCGACGGCUGGCAGGCCAAUAUGAUCUUGGACGAUGGUGGAGAUUUGACUCACUGGGUUUACAAGAAGUAUCCCAGCGUGUUCAAGAAGGUCAGAGGAAUCGUGGAGGAGAGCGUCACUGGUGUUCACAGAUUGUAUCAGUUGUCUAAGGCGGGUAAACUGUGCGUCCCUGCGAUGAAUGUGAACGACUCGGUUACGAAGCAGAAGUUUGACAACCUCUACUGCUGCCGCGAAUCUAUUCUGGAUGGCUUGAAAAGGACCACGGACAUAAUGUUUGGAGGCAAACAAGUGGUUGUGUGUGGUUAUGGGGAGGUGGGAAAAGGCUGCUGCACUGCUCUUAAAGCCCUUGGCGCCAUUGUGUGCAUCACAGAGAUUGACCCCAUCUGUGCUCUGCAGGCGUGCAUGGAUGGAUUUCGAGUGGUCAAGCUGAGUGAGGUCAUCCGGCAGAUGGACGUGGUGAUAACUUGCACUGGGAACAAGAACGUUGUUUCCAGAGAGCAUCUUGACCGAAUGAAGAAUGGCUGCGUUGUUUGCAAUAUGGGACAUUCCAAUACAGAGAUCGAUGUGGCGAGUCUACGCAGCCCCGAGCUGACCUGGGAGAGGGUUCGCUCUCAGGUCGACCACAUCAUCUGGCCAGAUGGGAAAAGGGUUAUUGUGCUGGCAGAGGGUCGUCUUUUAAAUCUGAGCUGUUCUACAGUGCCUACGUUUGUGUUAUCCAUCACUGCUACCACUCAGGCUCUAGCCUUGAUUGAGCUGUACAACGCUCCAGAAGGACGAUACAAACAAGAUGUUUAUCUUCUGCCUAAGAAAAUGGAUGAGUACGUGGCCAGUUUGCACUUGCCCAAUUUUGAUGCCCACCUGACAGAGCUGUCCGAUGAGCAGGCUAAGUACAUGGGGCUGAACAAGAACGGCCCGUUCAAGCCAAAUUAUUACAGGUACUAAUAAGGAUGUCUGAUACUCAGCGAAACGUUUGCCCUGGGAUAAACAGAGAUAUCUAUUUUAUUUUCUAAACUACUGCAAAACGGAGGAAUUAUUUUACUUAUGCUGAAUGUAACUUAUUAAUAGCACCUUAGGAGUAGAGCUAACUAUUUCAGGAUAAGACAUAUAGAGAACUUAUAAUAUAUAAUGAACUAACAUGGGUCUGUCUUGUGGUCAGAGAGCAUCCUAUUGCAUGCAUUGAUGUUUUUGUGUAUUUAGUUGUUAAUGAGUUUUUGUUUCCUGAUCACAGAGCUGUUGAUUUGUUUGUUUACUCUAUUUAACGCACAGUGCCAAACGAUGGUCGUUUCUGUUUCAUUCGUCAGUGGUGUGGAGAAUUUAUGGGCACAUUCUUUGAACCAGAGUUUAGGCUGAGCCAAAGCAAGCUCUAUGAUGGUAUGCACACUAUCUUAGUCGUUUUGAAUGCAUGAAAGCAUUUUUUUAAUGCUACCUGCACAUAAGCCCUAAAAGGUAACAUCCACUAGAUUACGUAGAAUAAAAAAAAUGUGUUUAUAUGCAUUUUUUUUGACAGCGUCACAAGGUAGUUAUGAAAUAAUGGAUUUUAGAAUGAAUACAAAUAAAAAUCUGAAGAGUCUUACAUCCAGCAGUUUUCUUCUCCCCUGAGUCAAAGCUUUGUAUAACCACCUUCUACUCAAAUUAGAGCUGCACGUCUUCAGAGACUGACAUUUUGUUCAUUUCUCUUUCCAAAAUAGUUCAAACUUAUUCAGAUUGGAUGGAGGCCUUUGGUUCAAAUUUCAUUGUAGGUCUGGUUGUUUAGGCUGAAAGGUAAACCUCCUCCCCUGUCUCGAACUUGCUGCCUCUGGUUUUCUUUCCGGACUCCCAUGUUAACGCUGACAACUUUCCAAUAAUUCCUGCUGAAGAAAAACAUCCCCCUUGCAUUAUGCUGCCACCACCAUGUCACAAAGUGGGGACAAUGUGCACUUUUCCACAGGAAAGUACAAAACUGUUUGGCUUUCCAAACAGUUUUUUUUUGGAACUGGCCAGAACACUCUCUUUCACAUAUUUACUAAAUCUAUGCGGCUUGUGAUAAAAGUUCUUGACACUCAUUCACAAACCUUUUUGUAGAGUUCACAGCUAGUAGUAGUGUUGUCAACAGAUUAUCCAACCUGAGCUGUAGAGCUCUGCAGCUCCUCCAGAGUGACCUCUUGUUCUGCUUCUCUGGCUAAUGAAUCAUUUUUCCAUUUUUGGAUGAAUACCGAUAAGGCGUUGAAGUAAAAAGGGGCCAAAUAUAAGUGCUUGACUCACUUUCAGAUUUUUAUUUGCAAAACAAAUAGGAAAAAAUUUAAACCAUGAAUCGUUUAUUUCUCACUCCACAAAUAUGCUGCUGUGUGUCGCUUUCUCAAAUAAAAUCCCUUUAAGUUUCUGGUUGAAAUGUAAAAAAGGUGAAAAAGCUUAAAGGAUGUGAAAACCUUUUUAAAGCACUGCAAUUCAACAUGACGAUUAAAAGAAGUUUAGUAAAGCCACAAGAGCUCUCAAUAAAUGAUAACUCCCCUCAUUUAUUUCCAACUUUCCAUUUGCUCUGACACAUUCCAGUCCUGAUCUCUGUCACUGUAAAAACCUUUUGCCUGAAUGAUGCCUUUUAAGGCCGUGGUAUGAAUGUGCCUUUUUGAUUUUUUAUGAUCCUGUGUUCAAAGAGGUUGAGACACCAUUUCAAAUGGAAGAAAAAUACACGUUUUUUUCCCCUCUCCAGAAAGAGAAAUUUUCAUCUUUCCGGGUAAGAAUGAUUGUUUUUAUCGGAAAGAAUAAAAGCCUAACAUUUCUGCCUAUGAGAAUCAAAUGCUAGCAGCAGAGAAGCCUAAUUUGAACAGUUACAUUUUAUUUCCAUUAUAACUUUAGGCCCAAAGUUUUAAUGGGUUUGAGUAUCUGCACCAUUUGCUCCAGUUUGGAAAUCCCAUGAGUGUCCCAACUUGUUUUGAAACAGGUUUUCUAUACCAACCUUCAGCGCUGACCUUAAUUUAGCGAAUCGUCAUUCCUUUUUUAACAAAAACUAUUUAAACGUAGCGUCUUCCUUCCACUGCUUAUGGUACUAAUUGUAACUUUAACAUAUGAGAUGUAUGUUAAGAAAAAUAAUGAACUUCAUGUCUGGCAUAUGAUUGUCACUGUCUUAAUUUGAUUCAACUGUGUCACCUUAAUUAACAUUUCAUGUGAUUAAAAUGACAUUAAGUGUGUACUAUGUAUGUAAAUUCAUGCAUUAAAUCAGCAAUAAAGCAACGCUUUUUAACUGA